Aspergillus wentii DTO 134E9 is the source of this 894-nucleotide messenger RNA. Its product is annotated as putative 2,3-diketo-5-methylthio-1-phosphopentane phosphatase. The transcript is spliced from 4 exons. Lineage: Eukaryota; Fungi; Ascomycota; Eurotiomycetes; Eurotiales; Aspergillaceae. The coding region runs from base 1 to 894 and encodes 297 amino acids. The record is from RefSeq and is a predicted model, not a curated record. Gene Ontology annotation, molecular function: phosphatase activity.
AUGGCUAGUCCGGCAAGAAAGAUUGUCAUCUUUUCCGACUUCGAUGGCACCAUCUUCAUGGAAGAUAGUGGACAUGUUCUUGUCGACAACCUUGGCUGCGGAGCAGCUUAUCGCGAAAACCUCGAAAGACAAAUGAAGUCGGGCGAACGGUCAUUCCGUGAUAUUUCUGAGGACAUGUGGGGUUCUUUGACAAUUCCCUUCGAGGAUGGGUUUGAUGUUAUGCGCGACAACAUGAAGAUCGACCCCGGGUUCCAGGAAUUCCACAAGUUCUGCCUCAGCAAGGAUAUAACAUUCAACAUCAUUAGUUCCGGGCUUAAACCUGUUUUACGCGGGGUGCUGGAUACUUUUCUGGGAGAAGAAGAGUCGUCGCAAAUCCCGAUUAUUGCGAACGAUGCCGAAAUCCAUGCCGGGGAGAAAUGGAAGCCUGUCUGGCUACACGCGACUGAAAUGGGUCACGACAAGAGGCAGUCUGUCCACGAGGGCCGUGCUGAAGCAGAGGGACUCUGUAUUAACGGCCAGAUUCCUCUGAUCGUCUUUAUUGGCGACGGACUCACUGACCUCGAAGCCGCACGCGAAGCCGACGUUCUGUUUGCUCGGAAAGGGCUCCGUCUCGAACAACACUGCACCGAGAACAGUAUACCAUUUAUUCCAUUUGAAAGUUUUUCAGAGAUCAAGGAGCACAUUGACGGCCUUCUCAAGGAGGACCAAGAAAAGACCGGAGGACGGGGCACACCUGCUCGUUUCAACCCUCGCGCCAACAUGUGGAGACGGAUUUCCAGCAAGCAAGCGGUUCCAAAAUUCGUUGCGGCCACCCCGCGUGAGGAAAAGAUGAUGCUUUGGCCCGAGACGUUUUCCGAAUACAACCCCAAGAACUCCGAAAAGGCGGUCGCAUAG